CCGCCCUCACCCCUUUGCUCCCCCGCACGACGACGACGGCGCGAUAUACACCCGGCGCCCGGCGCUGCGCCGGUCUUCUAGCUCUACUCUAUCCGGAUCCGGGCUCGGUCGCCCGCACCCAUCAGCGGUCGGCCAUGAAACCCCCCGCGGACCCCGCGCCCGCGCGUCUAUGGGCAGCCUUCGCCAUCGCUUUUGGGGAACCCGGUCUCCGCAUCGCCCCAUAGAUGGGGAUGCACAGGAGGAAGAGGAGGUGCCGAAACCGAUCACCACCCGAUGCGGCGCGCCGUGCGCGGGCGAGACCGAGACAGACACGGAUGGGGAGACGCUGUUGCCCAGAAGGGCAGGGAGGUUGCCGAACGUGCGGAACGUGCCGCGCGCGCCACCGCUCGUUCCGCCGCGGGCAUACCAGCGUAUGACCCCGCUUUUGUUCGAGGCCGCGCGGCUGCUGAGCAUCGUACCCGCCAUCUUCGGCUCGCUUUGGAAUGUGUACCACGCGUGGGACCUCCCGGACGACCCGCGCUUGUGGAGGGUGGACUACCUUGUCGCCGUGCUGUGGUGCGUCCUCACCGGAUGGCAGUGCCUCCGACUGACGACGGGCCUGCUCACCCGCUGGCGCGUGUAUUACACCCCGCUCUCGACUCUCAUCCGCCUACUCGCGCUGCAAGCCAUCUGCUGGCCCGCGACGAACUUCACGCUGACCGCGUUCGGGUACGAGAAACGGCCGGUCGUGUGCUGGGCGAUCGUGGGCACGACGACGUGCUGCAGCCGCGCGAUCCAGAUGUGGGUCACCUCCAACCUCGUCUCGUCGUCGUCCGCGCACCGGCGGCCGCCGCUACCCCCGCGCCGGUCGAGCAACAGCGCCGUACCCCUCCACGCGCACGCCCACGCCUCCAAUUCGUACUCCGGCCCGAGUUCUCUGGGAUCGCCCCCGCCGUACUCGGCGUCGACCCCGGCGCUGCCGACGAUGUACCCCAGCGCGCCGUCGUCGGCCGCGCCCUCGCAUUCGACCACAGCGAGGAGGCAGGAGGGGUGGCUGGACGGCGUGCUCGACGCGCUCGUGGGCGCCGACGUGAUGGACGACGUGGAUAUGCUGCCGAGCCCGCGCAGGGGCGGAAGGAGGUGGGACUGGCGGGCGGUCGGGAUACGGUGCGCGUUGCCGGCCGGCGCGGUAUAUUUCGUGAUGGCGUGGGCUGAGGCGAUCAGGAGGGAGUGGGCCGGAUGCUGAUCCCUUUUUUUUUGCCUUUUUUUUUUGCUCUGCUCACUGACUCUUGGGCGCUGCAUCGUCGUUUCUUUUUUUGCUGUCGUUGGCCGGAGCACUUCGUUCUCAAGGGACACUCGUCACAUUCACGACUUCCUUAGUUACUCUCUCAUCCUCCUGCACGCACGCUACCAUAUUA
Punctularia strigosozonata HHB-11173 SS5 is the source of this 1397-nucleotide messenger RNA. RefSeq lists its product as uncharacterized. Gene Ontology annotation, cellular component: endoplasmic reticulum membrane. NCBI's taxonomy places the organism in Eukaryota, Fungi, Basidiomycota, Agaricomycetes, Corticiales, Punctulariaceae. The record is from RefSeq and is a predicted model, not a curated record. The coding region runs from base 413 to 1225 and encodes 270 amino acids. The transcript is spliced from 4 exons. Gene Ontology annotation, biological process: cellular response to oxidative stress; protein N-linked glycosylation.